AUGGAAGGCACUCACUGCACCCUCCAGUUGCAUAACCCGGUCACUGAACUCUGCUAUAUCAGCUUCUAUCUUCCGAAGGGGGAAGUCAGAGGAUUUUCGUACAAGGGCACUGUAACUCUAGACAGAUCCAAUAACGCUUUUCAUAACUGCUACCAAGUCAGGGAGGGGCCAGACAUCACCAGCCUCAGCCAGCAGCCGAACGAACAUCCCGGCGACAUAUUUUUCAAACAGACUCCCACGAAAGACAUUCUGACAGAGCUAUACAAGCUCACAGCAGAGAGGGAGAGGCUGCUGGACAGUCUACUGAGGUCAGAGCACAUCCUGGGCAUUUCAAUGGGGAACCAGGAAGGGAAUUUGCAGGAGCUGUCUGUGAGCCUGGCCCCCGAGGACGACUGCUUCCUGAGUGCAGGCAACCGGAGCAGGGAGCUCCCUGUGAACUCGCUCAUUAGGAGGAGCACCCAAGGGAGCAAAAAGCCCCGGAGGUCUGGCAGGAGGAGAGAGAGCCCUGAGGAGCUCCGGCAGAAGAGAACCAGGAGGAAAGGGCGUGGCCGCCAGGAAUCAGCUCCUCCGAUGGGGAAGGACCAGGUCUGUUCCAGUAGCUCCCUUCCUCCUCCCCGAAUUAGGCCUAAUCUUCGACUCCUAGAAGAAAGAGGAAACUUAGUUCCUCAGGAAACACUUACCUCUUCCCCACGCAGGAGGAGAGAGAGCUGCCCUGCCAGCAUCCUCAGGACACCAGAUGCAGAUCUGGGCUUCGGGAGCUCUGGGAAGACCUCAGAGGACACUGAUCUUGAAGGGCCUCUGUCCCCUGACAGCAGCCUCGCUGAGGUAGGAGAUGCAGGCAUAGGAAGGCAGUUCAAGAGUCCUCGGAAGCAGGAGCCUCCAAGUUUGCCUGAAAGCCAUGAGAAACAUCCUGGGGCAGAGAGGGGUGGGACUCCGAAGCCAAAGUCAUUGGAAAGGACUUGCAGGAAGAAGCCUGUUUCCAAAGUGGUGGCCAAGGUCCAGGAGCUGUCUGCUCAAGUCCAAAGAGUAGUUAGAGCUCAUCCUGAUGGUGAGGGAAGGGUAGCCUUUUGCUCAGAGACGCAAACUGAGUUUAUCCCUAAAGCUGACUUCCUCAUCCUCUCAGGAGCUAAGGAUGAGACUCAAAGUUCCAGGAGACUGGGGGAGGAGCAGCGAAGGGUCAAGUCAUUGCAACCCUUGGCAGCAGAAAGAGCCUCCAUUCCCAGUGAAGCAGCCAGCACGGAGGGGGCUGUGAACAAGGUUCUACGAAAAGUGAUAGAGAGUGAGAAGUUAGAUGAAGCCACCGAGGGGAAAACACUAGGCUUCUCUCUCAACACAAGGGCCACCCACACUUUCCCUGAAGCUAGAAGCCAAAGGAAGACCGGGCUACCCCAGAGCUGCCAUAAAUCCUUGCUUCUGGAUCUGCCCCAUGCUGUAGGUCCUGAUUCCCCACAACCCAAAUGCGAUGAGAGGAAGCCAACCCCCCAAGCACCAACAGCUCUUGGCAUGGUAUUUAAUAAUCCAUCGCCUCAGUCCAGCGCACACAAACGGCUGUCACCUGUUCCCUCGCCUCUGUCGCCAAGGUGCCCCAGCCCUCAGCAGCACCACAGGAUCCUCUUGCUUCCUCCACUGCCUAGUGAGGGAGAAGCUGUGCUUAAUGAGUGCCCUGGUAGGAAGAAGGUUGUCUCCUCUGGGUUUCCCUCUGCUGUCACCUUGGAGCCAUCAUCUCCUACAAAUGUCGUGGAGACCAAAGGAGGCACCCCGCCUUCCCUCAGAGCAAGCCAAAGUUGGCUGGUAUCUGAGGAACCUCCAGAAAAAAGCUUGAGACCAGAGAAGAUCUCAGCCCCACCUCAGUACCAGCCACCACCAGGCAUCACCUCUGAAGGCUUUCCCUGUGACAGCUUCAAUGAGCAGACAGCUAACGAUCUUCCCAACAAGGAUGGAGGUGCUUGGGUCCUGGGUUACAGAGCCGGACCAUCCUGCCCAUUUGUGCUCCAUGAAGAAAGAGACAAGUCAAAUAGAAGUGAACUAUACUUGGAUCUCAAUCCUGACCAGAGCCCCACAGAGCAGGACGACAGGACUCCUGGCAGACUCCAAGCUGUCUGGCCGCCCCCAAAGACAAAAGACACAGAAGAAAAAGUGGGACUGAAGUACACUGAAGCAGAAUACCAGGCUGCUAUCUUGCAUCUGAAGAGGGAGCACAAAGAAGAAAUCGAAAACCUGCAGGCUCAAUUUGAACUCAAGACAUUUCACAUCCGGGGUGAGCAUGCAUUGAUAACAGCAAGACUUGAAGAAACCAUUGAAAAUCUCAAGCAACAGUUAGACCACCGCUGGGGAGGAGGAUGUGAAGAGAUGAGAGACGCCUGCAUCUCCACCGAUGACGACUGUCCCCCAAAGGCCUUCAGAAAUGUGUGCAUCCAGACAGACAGAGAGACGUUCCUGAAGCCCUGUGAAGGUGAAAACAAGGCAGCCAGAAAUAACCAGAUAGUACCCAAGAAGUUGAAUAUCUCGUUAACCCAGCUCUCUCCCACAAAAGACAGCAAAGACAGCCAUGCACCUCUUCAGACAGAGGAGGGCAUCUCGUCUAGUCAGCAGAAGAAAUCACCUCCUCCCUCCACACCUCCUCCUCCUCCCCCUCUCAUUCCUCCCCCUCCACCUCUCCCGACUGGACUUGGACCUGUGCCACCAGCACCACCCAUAUCACCUGUGAGUGCCGGGCCACCACCACCUCCUCCUCCACCUCCUCCACCACCUCCCUUGCCACCAAGUGCUGGACCUCCCCCACCUCCUCCCCCACCACCACUUCCUAAUGUGCUGGCUCUCCCUAACAGUGGGGGGCUUCCUCCUCCUCCUCCUCCCCCUCCUCCCCCAGGACUUACACCCCCACCUCCUCCUGGACUCUCCUUUGGACUCAGCUCUUCUUCUAGCCAGUGUCCUCGUAAACCAGCCAUUGAGCCCAGCUGUCCCAUGAAGCCUUUGUAUUGGACUAGAAUACAAAUAAGUGAUAAGAGCCAAGAUGCCACACCAACUUUAUGGGACUCCUUAGAAGAACCUCAUAUCAGGGACACCAGUGAGUUUGAAUAUUUAUUCUCCAAAGACACAACUCAACAGAAGAAAAAACCCCUGUCAGAGAGCUACGAGAAGAAGAACAAAGUCAAAAAGAUCAUCAAGUUAUUGGAUGGAAAACGAUCUCAAACUGUGGGAAUCUUGAUAUCUAGUUUACAUUUAGAAAUGAAAGACAUCCAGCAGGCCAUAUUUAACGUGGAUGACUCUGUGGUUGACCUAGAGACCCUGGCAGCCUUGUAUGAAAAUCGAGCCCAAGAAGAUGAACUGACUAGAAUAAGAAAGUACUAUGAGACCUCCAAAGAAGAAGACUUGAAGUUGCUGGACAAACCUGAACAGUUCCUGCAUGAGUUAGCCCAGAUUCCCAAUUUUGCUGAACGUGCCCAGUGCAUAAUCUUCAGGGCUGUGUUUUCCGAAGGUGUCACUGCCUUACACAGAAAAGUAGAGAUUGUCACACGAGCCUCUAAGGGCUUGCUGCACAUGAAGAGUGUGAAGGACAUCUUAGCUCUCAUCCUGGCUUUUGGAAAUUAUAUGAAUGGAGGAAAUAGGACUCGAGGACAAGCAGAUGGAUAUGGUUUAGAAAUUCUCCCCAAACUCAAAGACGUCAAAAGCCGGGACAACGGGAUGAACCUGGUGGACUAUGUCGUGAAGUAUUAUCUGCGGUACUAUGAUCAGGAAGCUGGAACAGACAAGAGUGUUUUCCCACUACCUGAACCACAAGAUUUCUUUCUGGCCUCCCAAGUCAAGUUUGAAGACCUCGUAAAAGAUUUGAGAAAACUGAAGCGACAGCUGGAAGCAAGUGAGCAACAGAUGAAGCUGGUGUGCAAGGAGUCCCCAAAAGAGUAUCUGCAGCCUUUCAAGGACAAGCUGGAGGACUUCUUCCAGAAAGCCAAAAAAGAGCAUAAAAUGGAAGAAAGCCACUUGGAGAAUGCGCAGAAAAGUUUUGAAGCAACAGUGGACUAUUUUGGAAUGAAGCCAAAGACUGGAGAGAAGGAGAUCACCCCCAGCUAUGUGUUUAUGGUGUGGUUUGAGUUCUGCAGCGACUUCAAGACAAUUUGGAAACGUGAGAGUAAGAACAUAUCGAAGGAAAGGUUGAAAAUGGCUCAGGCAUCUGUCAGCAAACUGACAUCAGAGAAGAAAGUGGAGACGAAGAAAAUCAAUCCCACUGCUAGUCUGAAAGAAAGACUGCGUCAGAAGGAAGCCAGUGUGUCCACCAGCUAAGAUGAACACAGAAGUUCAGGGUGAGAGGACGCGGCCCAGUGCUCCUUUAGACACCAGUGCCAAGGGGAGCUCCCGACAGAUCUGUUACAGAACAUUUGCUUUGCUUAUCUCCUUCAGAGGUCAUCUGCAGGAAGUGCCCUGUGCCACCUUCGAGGGGUCCCUUGUUAGUCCACGGGAACAAUGCAGUGCUAUGUAUGGAAAUAUUACAGGAAUAUCUGAUAAUUGUUUCUUAUAGAAGUUCAAAGCCCACCCUAUAAAAGAAUCAGAAGAUGUACCAAAAUUUUUCGCAUUUUAGUUUAUGCUGAAUUUCUAAGCUUCCCAGUGUAUAACCAUCAUGGAAAAAGAGGUAUCUCUUUUAUGGUGAUUGCCAUGAGAGAACUCAAGCCUUGUUCCUCACAUUGUGGGUUUUUGUUUUGUUUUGUUUUUUGUAUUGGUCUUAAUCGUGACUCAGUUGUACCAAGAUCUUAUGACAUUUUCAACAAAAAUGUUGAAACUUACCAGAACUGUUUUUGAAGAGUUAAACCUCACAGACUAGAGAAGUGAUUUUUGAUAAUGACAAUUACGAUAUAAUGAAAAGGAAAGAGAUUAAGAUUUCCCAUGGGUUGAGAGAGAGAGAAAAUAAUAAUCAUAAAGCACAUCCUGGAAACUAAGUUAUGAUGCUAAGAGCGAACAUUGGCCAUUGAGAUCAGUUCACACAGCUAGCACGGCUUCCUGUCCAGUAGAGAUUCUGUACCAACUUCUCCUAGAGACAGGGUAGGGCAGACUUGGAUCGAGUGUCCACUUGGGCAAGGGACUGUGUGGCUUCAGAUCCACCCUGGACCAUGAAUGAGUGCUAAGCAGACAAGCAGAUGAGGUCUACAUUGUACUCCACCACUUGCUGCUUGGUCUCUUCCACCAUUCUCAAGCAGUUUUCCAGACAGGAGAGCAAGUGUCAACUUUCAUCACGGCCUUGACUCAAAAGCAUGUGAAGGAAGGGACCAGGGACCAUUUGCUGUCCACAAUGUGAUGGUCAGAAAGAAGUUUUCUACCGUAAAGUGCAAGCAAGGUGGUUGUGUCAGUACUAACCUCUGAAUGGACUGUCAGGGGCAGGCUGUGUUUUCUCACUCUGGCCCUUAAAUCAGGGAGAAAAGCCUCCUGGGACCCUUUUCCUACAUUUUUCUCCCCAAGACAACUGCUGUUUGAAUUUCCCUGGUGAGAAAACAAGCAGACUGGGCAUGAACUGAGGAUUGAAUUGAAGACUGUGUUCUAAAGCCUUGAUGUAAUGAAGGACUGUGCUUUUCUUCUCUUGGUUGAGACAGUCUAGAGUUACUCAGAAUCUUGCAUCGCUUGCUGAUCUGGCUACCUCUGGCUGUCUUGUGGGGCCUGCCUCUUGCCUCAGCACCUUUCUCGAACCUUUGAACUUGCCAGAUACCUUAAAAAUGUCUUCCUGGAAUCUGCCUGCCAGUCUUCACUCCCCCCCCCCCCACUCAGGGACACUCUGAGAAUAGAUGCAAGGUAAAGAAAGCAUCACCAUAGCCAGGCACAGUGCAAACCGUGUGAGGCAAGAGAAGCUGGCACCUGCCAAGUCACGGUUGCCACAGCCAUGCAGGUGCUGAUUGUCUUUCCACUUAGUGGCCCGAAGGAAGGGACGUGGUCACAUGGCUUAUUUUAAUCAAAAUGAAGGGAUGAGACAAAAUAGACAAUCAAAUAAGAAACCUACCAUGAAGAGAAUGCCUUGGCAACGCUGUUCUUUUCCUAUUGCCUUUUGUAUAUUGUUUCUGUUUAUUCUCGCCGAAACUAUAAAGAACAACAGAGGACUUAACCAGCGAGGCAAAUUGCACCUGCGGACAUCCUGUUCCUCCGCGGCCUCCUUGUUAGUCCUGAAGUGCAAAAGGAAAGUGCAAGUUUGUCUCUACCUCAGGAGUCAUGCCAGCGUUCUGUCUGCACAGCCUACACCUUACGGGUCCUGGGGAUGGGAUGAGUGGAACAGGAGGCUUUCAGUGGGGUUGAUGCCACCUCGGCUCUCUAAGAUGUUCAUGAGUCAUCACAGAUGGCACUGUCUCUCUGUCCUUCCAGAACACAGCAGAUCCUCCAGGCUGUUGGGAGCAAGACCAUACUGGGGUAAGGGACAGGGGACACACCUUUUUGUUUUCUAAUAUCUUAACUUUAUUUUGUAGUACUCCCCCCCCCCCAUUUAAAAAGUCAAAGACAAAACCAGCUGGGGUAAGGAUGCUGCAGAGAUGGCUCAGUAGUUGAGAGCAUAUACUGUCCAUAUAGAGGAUCUGAGUUUGGAUUCCAUUGCCCAUGUUGGGUGGCUCACAAUCACU
This is a messenger RNA of Arvicola amphibius (Eurasian water vole), 6587 nucleotides long. RefSeq names its product formin 1 (gene Fmn1). The transcript is spliced from 18 exons. NCBI's taxonomy places the organism in Eukaryota, Metazoa, Chordata, Mammalia, Rodentia, Cricetidae. Gene Ontology annotation, cellular component: endoplasmic reticulum membrane; nucleus; actin filament. The record is from RefSeq and is a predicted model, not a curated record. Bases 1 to 4281 code for a protein of 1426 amino acids. Gene Ontology annotation, molecular function: microtubule binding. Gene Ontology annotation, biological process: actin nucleation.